AAACAGCUCCCUGUUUCAGGAUUAGAGUUAUCUUCAAGUUGCUGCAGUCGCUGUCAUGUCGAGAAACUCUCUUCUCUUUGCAUCUCUCCCUACUACAACUAGGGUAGCCUUAUCUCGUGCUGGCUACGAGAGUAUAGUUGAGCUGUCGGAUGCAUCCCCAGAUCAGCUCUCAGAAGAGCUUGGGAUACCUGUUUCCGAAUGUCAGGCGCUGGUAUCUACGUCGAAAGCACCUAAUCCUUUCAUAAAUCACUCGGCGGCCGACAUGAGCUCUAAGUCUCACUCUAUCUUAACAUGCAAUUUUCCAUGUGUAAACACUAUUCUGGGAGGUGGCCUUCCAAGAGGAUCUAUUUUGGAGAUUUCUGGCCCUCCAGGUUGCUUCAAGGAGAAGCUCGCAGUUGACUUUGUAAAAAAGGUCAUAGAAGCUGGCGAAGAGGUCAUAUUUGUUGACAUGCAAAACAUGGUGAAUUCUGCUACUCUCCAGAGGAUUUUAGAAGAGUCUCCCACCACGCCUCCGGACUACAAGACAUUAGUUCGCCACACUCAAUUAUUCACGUUGCCGGAGCUGAUAGCUUUUAUGCAUACUUUACACUUACAUAUCACUCCCAACACCAGACUGCUUGUCCUGAAUUCCCUUUCGUUCCCGUUUCAGUCUCCUGCUGACAUGGAGCAUUCGAAACGGAAGGCUAUACUGCAAAGGGUACGACAGUUUCUUUUGGAAACCAGUUCAUCUGGAAACAUCACUAUCGUAACAACUACGCAACUGUCGACAAAAGUUAUUGAUGCAAAUGGUGCACCAGCGAAUUUCGAGACUGGCACAACCGCAAUCAUGGUCCCUCAGCUGGGCCCUACUUACCUCCCAGCGGGUCUCUCAUAUCGCCUGAUUAUCGCCUAUGAAUCCCGAACAACAGGAUUCGUGCGACUGCUUUCAUCGCCAAGUUAUCAGCCUGAGGAUGGGCCAGCUCCUCAGGAGCCGUACGAGCUGUGAGAUGUCAUUCAACAUGAUUCUAAUACCCAAACAAAGUUAAAUGCACGCUUGUGUCGUGUUUAUUCAUCACCUGGGACCAAGCAUAGCAUCUUACUGAUCCGAUAUACCGUCUCGGAUCAAAAUCUCGUCUGGGGUAACAAUCAUAUCCAUCUUCCAGUCAUGGUCAGCGGUUGGGACUUGGCCUUCGGCUCCGAGCUGCUGCCUAAAAGACAGGGCGACUAGGAGGGGUCGCGAUUUACUGUUGUUUAAACUUUCACUCGUGUAUGAAGCAAUGAAUUGAUCAUAAUAUCCCUUCCCAUGUCCUAGGCGUGAGAACGAUCUAUCAAAUGCGACUCCUGGAACAAGUAUCAAGUCCAGUGGAUCACAGUCCUCGUCAAAAAUAUCUUGACGCUCCUGAUUUCUCCACGUUGAGGUUGGUUCUUUGAUAUUCCAAAGUCCACUAGACAGACUCCUCAAGUCAUCUUCGCCAUACAAUUUGACAAACGUCAAGUUCCCGGAUUUGAUCAUUGGCACGAACAAACUUUUAUCUGAAACACGAAGGAGAUCUGUGACGAUCGAAGAUGUAUCCACCUCUCCUGUAGGCAUGCUCAGGUAACAGCUGACUGUCCUGCAUCUUUGAAAAACCGACAAUGAAGUUAUUCUGGAUGCAAUGGCCUGCGAUUGAGUUUGUAUGUCAGAGGGCUGCAGCUCUCGUAGCUUUGCCGUCAUGGCCUUUCGCAUGACCUUUUUGUUGUAUUGCAGUGCGGUCUGUAGGAUGCUCAUUGCCUAUAUAAAGUUAUGCUAUGAUCAGCGUUCAUGUGAAAGUCCCCC
Messenger RNA from Serpula lacrymans var. lacrymans S7.9, 1795 nucleotides. RefSeq lists its product as uncharacterized. The coding region runs from base 56 to 985 and encodes 309 amino acids. Gene Ontology annotation, molecular function: four-way junction DNA binding; crossover junction DNA endonuclease activity. Gene Ontology annotation, biological process: reciprocal meiotic recombination; meiotic DNA recombinase assembly. Gene Ontology annotation, cellular component: replication fork; Rad51C-XRCC3 complex; Rad51B-Rad51C-Rad51D-XRCC2 complex. Lineage: Eukaryota; Fungi; Basidiomycota; Agaricomycetes; Boletales; Serpulaceae. The transcript has 14 exons. The record is from RefSeq and is a predicted model, not a curated record.